Messenger RNA from Xenia sp. Carnegie-2017, 2166 nucleotides. RefSeq names its product nose resistant to fluoxetine protein 6-like. NCBI's taxonomy places the organism in Eukaryota, Metazoa, Cnidaria, Anthozoa, Malacalcyonacea, Xeniidae. The transcript is spliced from 16 exons. Gene Ontology annotation, molecular function: acyltransferase activity, transferring groups other than amino-acyl groups. The record is from RefSeq and is a predicted model, not a curated record. The coding region runs from base 38 to 2032 and encodes 664 amino acids.
AAUUUUACAUUCCACCAGUCCAAAUUUGUACAAAACCAUGAGAUUUAUUAAUUACUUUUUCAUUUUAUUUUUGAUUAGUUUUGAUAGUCUGACAUCAGCAGCUCAACUGAAAGGACUAAAAAGGAAUAAAAACACUACCAUACGCGUGUUGGAUAGUUGUCAACAACGGUACGAAGCACUCACACAAGAACAAUAUGUCAGAUACGUGGAUGCUAGUGGUAGACGAGAAAGUGGAGUUUAUGGAGGCAAUACUUUGUGGUAUGGGUCGUUUGAUGAAUGUAACAAACUACCUGACUCGCGGUACUGUUUGACGAUAUUUCCUGGGAAUAUGACACUUUACCAAAACAAAGCAGAGACUUAUCAUUUUGAGUGGGGUGUUUGUGUUCCUAAGUCUUGUACAAAUAACGACAUCAAAGAACAUUUCUUAUAUCUUUUUCAUAAUGUUUCAGACAUCAGUUCAGUUUCACCGUUUACAACUUAUCUCCAAGUUCAGUGUUCUGAGAAUCCUGAAUACACGACAUCUGUUAUCUUAACAAUAAUAUUUUGUGGAAUUUUGGUUGGCUUGUCCAUCUUUGCAACGAUAACAGAGCUUUUGUAUUCAUUAAAACAUGGUGACCACGACGACCAAAAUGUCGGUGAUCGUGGCUUGCAUAUCUCAAUGGAUAAAGAGACGAACGAGAAGACUCCAUUACUACCAAAUGAUACCAAGAAGACUCAAAAGAGCGAAGAUUCUUUGGUUUAUAAAGUUCUUAAUUCUUUCUCAAUUUCUCGAAAUGUCAAAUGGAUAAUGAACACAUCUGUUAGGAAAGGAGAUUUGACGUGUCUUCAUGGAAUCAGAGUUUUAUCUUUAUUUUGGAUCAUUUUAAUUCAUGUCAACAAUCUUCCUGUGUUUUUUCCUCUGGACAAUGACAAAGGCUUUUUAAAAUCUCAGAGAAAAUUGGCCCCAAUGUUUUUGCACCAAGCCUAUGGAGUGGAUACAUUUUUUGUCUUGAGCGGGCUACUCGCAUUAUACAACAACAUUAACAAAAGAGUAAAAAAUAACGGAAAAACUAAUUGGCUUCAAUUUUAUUUUCAUCGAUUUUGGAGGCUCACUCCAACCUAUAUGUUUGUCAUAUUGCUCGUUGUGAAAUUUAGACCAUUUUGUGGGAACGGUCCACUCUGGUAUCUUCAAGCUGAUACUUCGACUUGUAGCAAAUAUUGGUGGAAAAAUUUGCUGUACAUUAAUAAUUGGAAAAUAGAAGACUUGUGUCUUGGUCCAAGCUGGCAGUUGUCUGCUGAUAUGCAGCUUUAUUUCAUAUCGCCAAUCUUUCUUCUUAUUGGAUACAGAUAUGGUCUUCGCGUACUCUUCAUGGCUGCAAGCGUUGUCAUUCUUGGUAGCAUGAUUACCACAUUUUGCAUUGCAGCUACUGAAGAUAUUUAUCCAAUGUCAUCAUAUGCCUUGUUAAGAAUGAACAUUUUUUUUCGUCCAAUUUACUUUAAAACUUAUUGUCGUGUUCCACCAUAUGCGAUGGGAAUGAUCCUUGGAUAUUAUCUUCAGAAAUAUCGCUCAAACAAAAUCAGAAUUAAUUUGAAAAUAGUCGUCUUUCUCUGGAUAUCUACCAUAGCUUUGGCGCUGACCGAUAUAUAUGCUCCAUACAGUUCAGUAAAAGAAGAUCCUCAUGUAUGGACGGUAUCCGAAAGUGCGUUUUUCUGGGCUUUUAGAUGGUUCAUCUGGGGUCUGUUUAUAGUUUGGCUCAUAUUUGCUUGUCACUAUGGCUAUGCAGGUUGGAUUCAAAACAUUUUAGGAGCAAAGUUUUGGAUUCCUUUGAGUCGCAUCAAUUAUGCUGCCUAUCUUGUGCAUUUUGAAGUGAUUUUAGUGUUAAAGUACAACGUUCAGACCCCUAUCCAUUUUACUUGGUUUACCUUUGUAACAUAUUCUCUGGCUUCGUUGGUAUUAGUUUAUUGCAUCGCAUUUGUCAUUACCGUUAUGGUAGAGUUGCCGUUUUCUAACAUCGAAAGUUUGGGCUGGAAAAGAUUGCAAAAACGUACAUAGAAAAUACAAAAGUAAAAUUUUACGGAAAGCAUUUUGUUAAAUUUUCACAAUUGAUACUGCUUGAUUGUGUUAAAAAACGUUAAGGUUAUUAACAACGUUUUCAAUUCAUGUGAACGCAACCAAAACCAAUUAAU